Eucalyptus grandis is the source of this 1384-nucleotide messenger RNA. RefSeq lists its product as uncharacterized. NCBI's taxonomy places the organism in Eukaryota, Viridiplantae, Streptophyta, Magnoliopsida, Myrtales, Myrtaceae. The record is from RefSeq and is a predicted model, not a curated record. The transcript is spliced from 7 exons. The coding region runs from base 674 to 1150 and encodes 158 amino acids.
CCUCCAGAAGCCCUAAUCCUCGCGCAGCUGCUACGUUGCUCGACCCCCUGAAGACUCCAUGGCCGGACCUUGCCGCGAGUAGAUGCUGGUCUGCCGUUGCUUUGGCCGCGAGAACAACCCGAUCUCCAACCUUGAGGUACUCCGUCGAAGCCACCCGUUGUGAUUCCUCCUGUACAGCAAGCUGGUAGAUCCGGCCAAGCGGAAGAACCGGCUCCAUGGCAAGGAUUUGGCUGCGAAACGGCAGGAUCUGAAUGUUGGUUCGAAGGAUGGGGACGGAAGUUCUGCAAAAUCGAGGGUGAAAGGUGGAGAAAAAAAACUUGAAAAAGGAGCGGAAGCUAGAAGACUCGCUCUGAUACUAUUGCUUUUCACUGAUUAAUGAUGUACAAUCCGGUUCCUAUUUGUAAUACAUAGGAGCAAAACUAUCUUAGGAAGAAAAAUAUACAUAAUGUGGAAAAGAAGGAAAAUAAAUUUUCCUAAUACACAAUAUUCUAAUUUUCUAACAAUAGACUAAUCGGUAUCAAUUAAAAUCAAUGUCAAUAUGGCAAUGGUAUCUUCAACACCUUCAUCACCUCUUGAAAUGCAGUAUAAAUUGAGGUAGUGGCUUUUUGUUGGAUCGCCACCUCCAGUAGCUGACUCUGGAGAAAGCAUCACAAGCAUAGGCAAAUUAGUGGAAAUGGAUCAUGAAGAUCAGAAAUGCCACUCUCAGGACCAGGACAAAUUGAUAGAAGAACAAGAUAAGGAUUCGUCGUCUGCAUCUCUGCCAAUGCUGACGGACCGCAGUGGGCAGGAUAACACUGGAGAGAGGCCUAUGCCAAACCAGACCGACAUUGUUAAAGCUCUUGAAGUGGUUGAGAGAGAUUCUGUUGCUAUCGCCGAGAGUUUCACAUCUCUAUUUGCUUCACUUCGCUUGGCUCUAUCUGAGGUAACUUCUUGCUCAACAGAUCAUAUGCAGUGCUUCAAUGAUGCUGCUGGACGCCUUCAAGAAUCUGUGCUUGAUGCAGCAACAAAAGGAAAUCGGUACAUAAAUUCCUGUCUAAGAUUAAAUGAAGAAACAAAGGGCAUGGAAAGUCUAGCGACACAAUUAAAAAUUCUAAGGAGGAAUGUUGAUGCUUUAGAUUCUGCUGUCAACAAGCUUGUCCGGCUACCAUGAUAUCGGAUAAGCUGUCGAUGCACUUCUGUUUCCCUACUUAAAGAUCUCCUUAUGAGAGUCCUAGUCUUGCCAACAUGAUACUUGAAGUGCUGGAGUGAGAGGAAAGAUGAUCACCUCACUUGUAAGAUUCAUUUUAGCCAUUGUUUCGCAUCUCUUGCCGUUAGUUGUAUAUCAUCCUCCCGACUUUGGAUUGGUCUACCUUCUUCUCUCUCGUAUUCAUUUUCCCCCUUUCUA